Calypte anna (Anna's hummingbird) is the source of this 1604-nucleotide messenger RNA. It is a transcript of the gene ADCYAP1R1, whose product is annotated as ADCYAP receptor type I. Gene Ontology annotation, cellular component: neuron projection; plasma membrane. NCBI's taxonomy places the organism in Eukaryota, Metazoa, Chordata, Aves, Apodiformes, Trochilidae. Gene Ontology annotation, biological process: adenylate cyclase-modulating G protein-coupled receptor signaling pathway; cell surface receptor signaling pathway. Bases 189 to 1604 code for a protein of 471 amino acids. Gene Ontology annotation, molecular function: vasoactive intestinal polypeptide receptor activity; G protein-coupled peptide receptor activity; peptide hormone binding. The transcript has 16 exons. The record is from RefSeq and is a predicted model, not a curated record.
CCGGCACCCGCCCCUCCCCGGCACGGCGGGGAUGCAGCAUCUCCAGCACCGGGACGGAUCCUUGCUGCAAUGAGAUCUGAGCCUUGAUGUAAAGACCUUAGAGAAAGUUCUGCAGAGAGUGGGUGCUUCAGCCCUCAGAAUAGUGGUUACAAGAAAAACUUGACUACAGUUCCAAAUCAAGAGUUAAGAUGGCCAUCAGUUGGAAGAUCUGCUUCUUCACUCUCACAUUUCUUCCCAUGGUUGCAGCAACCCAUUCCAACUGCAUCAUUAAGAAGGAGCAAGAGACUUGUCUGGAGAAGAUACGGAGGGCAACUGCCCUGAACCCUCUCAAUGACUCUUCUCCAGGUUGCCCAGGAAUGUGGGACAACAUUACAUGCUGGAAACCUGCAAGCGUGGGUGAAAUCGUCUUUGUCAAGUGCCCUGCACUCUUUAGAUUUAUCAUCUCUGAAGAUGGUUGGGAAGUAGAUAACUUGGGCCAAACCCAUGCAGGUGAUUAUGACCUGCUGGAGAGCACAGCCCAGACUCCCCUAGGGGACAUCAGCAGAAAUUGCACUGAAGAUGGCUGGUCUGAGCCUUUUCCUCAUUAUUACGAUGCUUGUGGCUUUGAUGAAAAUGCAACAGAGUCUGAUAAUCAGGAUUACUACUACCUAUCUGUGAAGGCUCUGUACACAGUGGGAUACAGCACAUCUCUUGUUUCUCUCACCACUGCCAUGGUUAUCCUGUGUCGUUUCAGGAAGCUCCACUGCACUCGGAAUUUUAUCCACAUGAACCUCUUUGUUUCAUUCAUUCUACGUGCAAUAUCUGUGUUCAUUAAAGAUGGGGUUCUUUAUGCUGAACAGGAUGGCAACCACUGUUUUAUCUCAACAGUGGAAUGCAAAGCAGUGAUGGUGUUUUUUCACUACUGUGUCAUGUCCAACUACUUCUGGCUUUUCAUUGAGGGAUUGUACCUUUUCACUUUAUUGGUAGAAACCUUUUUCCCAGAGAGGAGAUAUUUCUACUGGUACACAAUUAUUGGCUGGGGUACCCCAACAAUUUGUGUCACUGUCUGGGCAGUGCUGAGACUUCACUUUGAUGACACUGGCUGCUGGGACAUGAAUGACAACACAGCCUUGUGGUGGGUGAUCAAGGGUCCUGUGGUUGGAUCAAUCAUGAUAAACUUUGUGCUUUUUAUUGGCAUAAUUGUGAUACUUGUGCAGAAACUCCAGUCACCUGAUAUUGGGGGCAAUGAAUCCAGCAUUUACUUGAGACUGGCUCGCUCCACACUGCUGCUUAUCCCCUUGUUUGGAAUUCACUACACGGUGUUUGCUUUUUCUCCUGAAAAUGUCAGUAAGCGGGAGAGACUAGUGUUUGAAUUGGGACUGGGAUCUUUCCAGGGAUUUGUUGUUGCUGUUCUUUAUUGUUUCUUGAAUGGGGAGGUGCAAUCAGAAAUAAAGAGAAAAUGGAGGAGCUGGAAAGUCAACCGGUAUUUUGCUGUGGAUUUCAAACAUCGUCAUCCUUCUCUAGCGAGCAGCGGAGUGAACGGGGGGACACAACUCUCCAUUCUGAGCAAGAGCAGCUCUCAGAUUCGGAUGUCCAGCAUAAAUGCGGAGAAUUUAGUGACAUGA